AAGCAAAAGAGUGUCCCUUUUGGCCAGCCCGUGAAGGCGAGAUUCAAUAUUGCUCCAUGAAAAGUGAUAAAUUUCCGGUGGAAACCGACGGUAUUCGCUAGCAAUCGUGUAUCCGCGACGGAAGUGACCCGUUUCCGGCGAGUGGGGUGCGGUUUUGUGUACGGAAAUAGUGUCCGCUGGUGGAAGCAGAAAAAUUUUCACUUUUCGGUGUGCGGCGCCCCUGUCUCAUUCUCACUCUUGCGUGGUGCUCAUAUUUUUUCCCCAAUAAUAUUCUGGGUGGCCGAGUCAAGUGUGUUUUUCAACAGGCCGAAAAUUGUGGAGCACUGGUGGGCCUCGGUCGGUGUGUGAAGAAAUCUCGCUCUUCAUUGAGCUGGUGUCGGUUUUUGGUGCAAAGUGAAGCCCAAAGUGGGAAAAGUUUGAUUUGGAUGGUGCGAAAAUUUGGUCGUCUGGAGAAUUUUUUUGCCCUCAUCCGGAAAGGUGAACGAGGAGCGGUGUAGAAAGCGGUUGGCGGCGGCGGCAGUCAGUGCCUUUCGGAGAAUCCGUCUCGGCCGUGUGUCGGUGGUGAAAUUUGUGAGUGUAGUUUGUUAUGUUGGGCGUCCAAUGCACAGCACGCACACAUCCGAGGAACACAUAAAUCAACGAGAGACGCAAACUCUGCGAGGAAAGAGAGAGCUAUAUAGUGUCCGAUCCAACAAGUGUUGCCAAUCUUCGUGGAUCGUUUGCAGAAGAACUCACAGGCCUAACACAAUCGGCGACCACUCCCGAACAAAACAGGACCCUCAAUGAAGUGCUUCCUGUGCGCUGCUCCCAUCACGCCAUCGUCGCCUGGUGCAUACAUCAGCUGCAGCGUCAAACAGUAGCAGCAGUGUGGAAGUGGCACCACCACCCCGACCCGUCAGUCAGUACGGAACACAGGAGCACAAUAACAAAAGCCAACGUGGAUGUUUACGUGUGUAUGUGUGUCUGUGUGUCCCCGUUGCAUGAAACUGAUCCCUGUGCAAAUAAAUGAAAUAUAACAAUAACAAUAAUAGGGAAAAAUCGCGAACAAAUAGCACAGCAGCACUAGGAGCAAACUAGAAAGAAACGGAAUUGUUUGUGAUACUCACCAGAGUGCCAGCUACAGCAGCAGCAGCAGCAGCAGUAGCAGCCCGCAUAUUCAAACUCUCGCCCGAACAGCAGAGCAUUGCGUCUAGCGGCUCCGGGACGGGUUAUUGCCGGUGAAGAAAGAGAAGAGUGUGCCCACACACGAGAAGCAGCUGGAAAAUUUACUUGUGUGACUAAUCGUGAAGAUUUUCUUUGUCAUCGCAUCGACCGUAUUUAGGGGGGUGAUUUUCCCGAGAAAGUGUCCGGGGAAUUGGGGGCAGGAAGAGAAAGAUACCAAGCUUGGUGUAUUCGGUUUGGGGCUUGGCAUAGUGAAGAAGAUGUUCGCAGUGUGUCCCAUCGAGUGGUGGGGUUUGCUAGUUCUAAGCGAAUAAGGUUCAAAUGUGUGCAGUGCAAUAAUAGUGUCGAUUUGCUCUCGAUGUCGAAUAAGCGAUUAUGGUGUGAGCCGUGCAAGUGCUGAUUGUAAAUAGAUCGAUUGUAAAUUUUACUUCGCGUGAAGAGUAAAAGUUUGGUUGAAGUGAGAAGAUAUCGAAUCGAGUCGUGCUAAGAGAUAAGGGUGUUUCGGAAGAAGAAAAUCCCGGAGUGGGCACCUAGAAGCUCAUUCCGGAAGGAGGCAGCAAUUGAUUCGAAUUGAACGCGCGGGUGAAUGUGUUUACCGGGGGCAUGAUAGUCCCCCCUCAUCUGGCCGCAACACUCAACAACAGUGGUGGGGGGUCCGGUGGAAACAAUAACAAUAGUGGCAACAGCAGCGUCAACAGUGGUUUGUCCGUUACUGGAGCAGGCGGAGCAGUAGUAGGUUUGGGAAGCCACCUGGGAGGAGCUACAGCAGGGGCGACUACAUCGCUUCUAGUCAGUGGCAGCCAGGAUAGUCUGAGCGGUUUCGUACUCAGUGGUGGCGGCAGCGGCGGAGGGGGAAACGGUAACGGAAGCGGCAGUAGCGGUAGCGGAUCCAGCCGUACCGGAUCCAGCAACGGAAGCGGCCAUCGUAUCCUAGCCGUCAAUCGUAACAUUGACGACCUACUGUUCGGUAGUGAUUUGGACUCGCUAAUCAAUGACAAUAUCAUAAAUGGAUUCAAAUCGUUGAAAGUGGCGAAAUCGCACUCGCAGGAUAACUUGGAUUAUCACCAUCGUCAUCCGCAUCUACAGCAGCAGCAACAUCCACAUCAUCAGCAGCCGUUCUAUCAUCAUUAUUAUUCGCAUCAGUUGCACUCAUUGUCACCAACUCAACAGCAACAAGCACUAACAUCGUUACAUUACCAGACACAGCAUCAUCAUCUGCAACAGCAGCAGCAGCAGCCGCAGCAACAAGUUAAUCACUGGAUUGAAUCGGAUAUCAUAACAAAUAGCAAGAUGCUGACGGAUAAAGCAAAACAGAAACUAGCAGCACAAUAUGCAUCCGGAAAUGUUCCUGACUCAACGCGGCAGAGGCAUCAUGCGCCGCUCUACGGAAGACUGGUUACAGAAGAACACUUACCUGCCGCUCAUCGUGAUAUACAUCAGGUAGCAAAACGUUCGAUAAGUCCUACAUCAUCGACAGACAUUCGGGCGAUGCAAGCCCGAAUACCAUCGCAUUUUCGAGACCCAACGACGGCGCCCCUACGGAAGCUGAGCGUGGAUCUAAUCAAAACCUACAAACACAUCAAUGAGGUUUACUAUGCCAAAAAGAAACGAAGAGCUCAACAAACCCAGGGCGAGGAUACCUCCCACAAGAAGGAGCGAAAGCUAUACAACGAUGGCUACGACGACGAGAACCAUGACUACAUCAUCAAAAAUGGCGAGAAGUUUCUUGAUCGCUACGAAAUCGACUCGUUAAUCGGUAAGGGCAGCUUCGGCCAGGUGGUGAAAGCCUACGACCACGAGGAGGAGUGUCAGGUGGCGAUCAAAAUCAUCAAAAACAAGAGACCCUUCCUGAGUCAAGCACAAAUCGAAGUGAAUCUGCUGGAGAUGAUGAACCGGGCGGACGCGGAAAACAAAUACUACAUCGUUAGGCUGAAGCGACACUUUAUGUGGCGGAAUCAUCUGUGUUUAGUAUUCGAGCUGUUAUCCUAUAAUUUAUACGACUUACUGCGCAAUACGAACUUCCGCGGCGUUUCACUGAAUCUGACGAGGAAGUUUGCCCAGCAAUUAUGUACGGCGUUAUUAUUUUUAAGUUCACAAGAAUUAAAUAUCAUACACUGUGAUUUAAAACCAGAAAAUAUAUUAUUAUGUAACCCUAAACGGUCAGCAAUUAAGAUAGUAGAUUUUGGCAGUUCGUGUCAGCUAGGACAAAGGAUAUAUCAAUACAUACAAUCACGUUUCUACCGCUCGCCGGAGGUACUAUUAGGAAUACCGUACGACUUAGCAAUAGACAUGUGGUCCCUCGGGUGCAUACUGGUGGAAAUGCACACCGGUGAGCCGUUGUUUUCCGGCUCGAACGAGGCCGACCAAAUCAACAAGAUCGUCGAGGUGCUCGGGAUGCCCCCGAAGCACAUCCUCGAUCAGGCGCACAAAACUCGCAAGUUCUUCGAGAAGCUCCCGGACGGUACGUACGUGCUGCGGAAAACGCAAAACCAGCGCAAGUACAAAGCAUCCGGCACCCGGAAACUGCACGACAUCCUCGGCGUGGAAACGGGCGGCCCGGGCGGCCGGAGGCACGGCGAGCCCGGCCACAGCGUAUCCGACUAUCUUAAGUUUAAGGACCUAAUCUUAAGGAUGCUGGAUUACGAUCCGAAGACGCGCUGCACACCGUACUAUGCCUUGCAACACAACUUCUUCAAGCGAACGUCGGACGAGAGCACCAACACGGCGAACACGAUCAGCUCGCUCAGCACCAGCCCGUCGGUUAGCACGCAGGACCCCAGCAGUCACGGUCUAUCUUCGUUACAACAUCAGCCUCAGUCGGUGCAACAGCAACAACAGCAGCAGCAGCAACACCACCAAUCAUCAUCGCAAUCACAAUCCACCAGCAUGCUGCUUCUGUCGCAGGCAGCGGCAGCCGUCGGUCUCGGCGCUAAUAGCAACAGUCACAACUCCAGUUCCGGGCCAUCCAUCAACAACAGUAGCAACAACAGCAGUAGUAGCAAUAGUAAUAACACCAACAACAACUCCCUGGCAAUGGAUUGUGAUCCACCUCAUACGGUCCUCACCGCCUCAUCGAAUCCCACCCAUUACCAUCGGAAUCGUUACCUGCAGCAUCAGCAACAGCAGCAACAACAACCGCAUGCGCUGCUGGGUCACAAGAGUUACGCCCCCGCAUCACUGCCAAUCGACUUAGGGGGUCUAACUCACGGUGGCUCGGUGGUGACAGCAGCAGCAGCAGCAACGAUUGACCCUCACUCGUCGUCCUUAUCGUCGUUGGCGGCACAGGCAGCAGCGGCGGCCAACACAGCAAACGCUCUCAUGUCCGUUAGCUUUACGAGUCAUCCUGGCGUCGGUGGAGGCACCAGCAGUAGCAGUAGUAGUAGCGGUGGAGGCGGAGGUAGUAGAAGUCUCCUAUCACACAGCGUUUCAAGCUAUGCGCCAUUUUCGAUGACGGACGCAGCGCUGCUAAUGGGUCACUCAGGGACAACCGGUGGCCACGGAGUGCUGGGGUUGGUUCCGAUGGGAUCGAUAAUUGGUCCGAUCGGUAGUGGUGGAGUUAGCAGUAGUAGUGGGAUUGCUGGUCCAAGCUCACUAGUCAACAUAGGUGGAGGCGGAGGCAACGGCAGCGGAAUGACAGUUCUAAGCGGUAUUGGAGCAAUUGGUGGAAACGGUGGUGGUGGUGUUGGUAGCGGCAGUAGUGCCGGUGGUAGCAGUAGUAGUAGUAGUGCAAGUUCCAAGGGGUUGGGCCGGGCAGCGGCAGCGGCUGCUGCGGCUGCUGCAGCAGCUUCCAACGAACGGGAUGAAUCGCCCAUGGUUGGUGUUUGUGUUCAGCCGAGUCCGGUAAUUAUCCACUGACGGUCGGUGUGGCGUCCGUGCGGGAAAAGUGUAAAGUACGAUUAGGUAGCGAUUCACGGCACGGAUCGGACGAAGUUGAGUACACAGGGUUGGUGGGGGCUGGUUGUCGGUCAACUCUUUCUCUGGGGGACAAGUUUGCAAGCUUGAUUGGUUUUGUUUUUAGUUGGAUAGUCAACUACAUGGAGGAAAAUGCAAACCGAAAUAGAACUUGUGAGAGAAGUCACAAUGUCGGCAUUUGUCUUUGUGUCUAGUCUGAUUUUAUAGUUCCGUUAUAAACAAUAGUCUAAAUAAGCAAAUAAAUCGACCCUUUUGAAAAUUUGUUCUAAUAUAAAUAUAUGGAAAAUGUUGCACAAGUUAUGGACUCAUUCAAACCUCUUAAAGAAUGCAAGUACCUUUUCAGCCCUUAGACUUCAACUGAGAAUUAUAUCUGCUUUCGUAAAGAAAGAUGUUCACAAAAACGCUCGGAAGGCUUCCAAGAAAAAGCCUUGCAAUGGGGACUAGGGAAAUCUGGAAAGGAGCUGGAGCGCCCUGCUGGCUGCCGGGAAAUGGAAUUUGAUGUGUAACAUGCUGGCGGAUCAGGAACCACCUUAAAACGUUCUCGAACUAUCGUAAAAUUUUGAUUAUUGACCAUAGAUGCGACUUGAAAAUGAAGUCUGAACUGAAAUGAUCCACUGAUAAUACAGGCCUUGUGGAACCGGUCCAGAUGACUUAUGGGACAUGCCCAGAGCCCCUGAAUAAAUCUGAAAACCUUGUGGGCCAAGUCUCGAUAAGCCCACAGAGGUGCUGUGGGCAGGUCCAGAGACUUUGAAUGAUAAGUAUAGAAACCUUAUGGAACAAGACAAAUGACUUUUCAGAAAUGUUCACCAUCCACAAGACACGUUAGCGACCUUAUGUUAUGGCUGAAGUCCAUGCAGCUUCUAAGGUAAGUCCCCAAAAGAGUGGGAUCCCCAACUGCAGAUUUUACGGGUCCACUCCUCCGUUUUUGGCCCUUCAUACAGCGACAAGUUGAGUGUGAUUUUGUUAGAGGGGCUUGAUCAAGUCGUUCUGCUAGGACAGUCCAUUUAUAUGUGCAUGCGCCGUGCUACGUGAGUGGCAGAGGCUUAAUCAUCAUCAACAGCAUCAUAGACUUUCUGAGGUAAGGCCCCAGAUGCGGAAAGCCUUAUAACGUAAAUCUGGAGGCCUUGUGGGUCAAUUCCAGGGGCCGUGUUGAAUACAUUUAAAGGUCUUGUGAUAAAUUAGGCGGAUAGCCCACAGACGUCGUGGGACAAGCCCAGAGGCAAUGCAGAAUAUAUCUAGAUGACUUUUGGGAUAAGUCCAGAGACCUCGUGCAACAAUUCCGAAAACUUUGUAGAAUAAAACCGGAUAUCUGUGUAACCAUGUCAGUAGUUGACUUAUAAGAAAAGUCCUGAUGCCUUGUCGUACGCGCGGAGCAUACGUAAGGCCUUGUGAGGUACAUCUGGAGGACUCUAGGUCUACGCUUCAGGGGCCGUGUGGGACAAGUCCAGGUGGCUUGUAAAUCAAACACAGAAGCCUUGUGAGACAACUCCAUAGAGUUAGUAGCACAAGUCCAGAGAUCUCAUGGAACACGUUCACAGGUCUUGUAGGAUAAAACCGGAUUUCUUAUAUAACGAGUCCUGAAUUCUUGUGGACAGAUGACUUAAGAUAAAAUUCCACAAGCCUUGUGAGACACGUUAGAUGCCUUACAAACCGCCGGCGCCGGUGAUGUAGAGUGGUAAGCGUGACUGCUUUUUCACCUCAAUGGGUCUGGGUUCAAUCCCAGCCGAGGUCGGUGGGAUUUUUCUGAGGCAUAAAAAUCUCUGGACAUGUCUUCCUUUGGAAGGGAAGUAAAGCCGUUGGUCCUGGUCCAUGUGUGUUGAAUGGGUGCGAUAUCCCACGCAGGUGUGGAAGCUGCCUCCCUGCACAUUCGAUGUCCGUCGGUGAUUGGAACUAGAUUGCGGAACAGAGACCGACGUUAAAUAAAGGAAUGAAAAAAACUUCACAAACCUUCUGAGGUUCGUCUAGAUACCUUGAGGGGGACACGCCCAGGUGACUUGUAAAACAAGCUCACAAGCCUUUAUGGACAACUCCAUAGAGUAUGUAGUACAAGUCCGGUGAUCUCAUGGGACAAAUUUUAAGAUGUCGAACAAGUUCGGUACUAUUGCGCGCAGUUAACUCAUAAGGAAAGUUCAAUAGUCUUAUAAGAUAGAUUAGCGGUUUAAGUUCCCAUACCUUUAGAGGUAAGAUCAGAUGCCUUGAGGUUAAUGAAGGCUUGUGCGAAAAAUGUAGAAGACUUGUGCAUCACAUUGAGGGCCCGUGUGAGACACUAGUUCAGAUGACUAGGGAAACGAGGUCAGUAGCCUUGUGGGUCAACUCCAUCGAGUGUGUAUCCAGUGUCCAGUGAUAUCAAGUUCAGACGCCUUGUACGAUGAAUCCGGAUAGUUUGUGGAACAUCUUUUGAGGUCUUGAUUUAUAAGUGUAGUCCAGUGCUGUAAUUUUAGAGCUGGUUACUCACUGAUAUUUGUGCCCCGUCCAGCUCGAAUCCAUGCGCCUUGCCCCUUAAAUGAGCGCCCAUAAUUGUACUCGAUUGCGCUCAGUGGUUAAUCUUCAAUUGGUAAUCGACGCUGGUCGGUGAUUAGCACUCGAUUACGGAGCAGCGAACGAUGGUUAAUCCAAAAAAAAAAGUUCAAAGGACCGUGUGACUCAUAGGCCAGUAUGUCUUAUGGAACAUGCAAAAGACAUAGUAUGAGAGAGGAGCGGAUUCAAAACAAACUGCGUUGGCAACCUAUACCUAGGUGGUAUCUAGCAACACUGGCAAUGCAAUCAAGAUAGGUGCUGAUCGGUUGGCUCUGGUUUUGACAGUUCCGUUGACUAAAAACCGGCCAAUCCGCUACUCUCUUAUACUAGACCCUCUCUAGUGUAGAGAUCAUGUGAAAUAAGCGCAGAGGAUAUAACAUCUCCAAAGGUCCUGUACGACAAGUCCGGUGAUCUCAAGCGGCUUGUUCGAAGACCUUAUCCUGUGGGGCAAAUUCGAGCUAAUUCAGAAGUCUUGCGGAUUGACUGGAGAUGAUUUAUGGGGACCUUUUCAAAGGCGGGA
Ochlerotatus camptorhynchus is the source of this 8110-nucleotide messenger RNA. It is a transcript of the gene mnb, whose product is annotated as minibrain. The transcript is spliced from 10 exons. Lineage: Eukaryota; Metazoa; Arthropoda; Insecta; Diptera; Culicidae. Bases 1765 to 5016 code for a protein of 1083 amino acids. Gene Ontology annotation, biological process: peptidyl-serine phosphorylation; peptidyl-threonine phosphorylation; positive regulation of DNA-templated transcription. Gene Ontology annotation, cellular component: nucleus. Gene Ontology annotation, molecular function: transcription coactivator activity; protein serine/threonine kinase activity; protein serine/threonine/tyrosine kinase activity. The record is from RefSeq and is a predicted model, not a curated record.